AUGGGAGACAUGGGAGAUCCACCAAAAAAAAAACGUCUGAUUUCCCUAUGUGUUGGUUGCGGCAAUCAGAUUCACGAUCAGUAUAUUCUGAGGGUUUCUCCGGAUUUGGAAUGGCAUGCGGCAUGUUUGAAAUGUGCGGAGUGUAAUCAGUAUUUGGACGAGAGCUGUACCUGCUUUGUUAGAGAUGGGAAAACCUACUGUAAAAGAGAUUAUAUCAGGUUGUACGGGAUCAAAUGCGCCAAGUGCAGCAUCGGCUUCAGCAAGAACGACUUCGUGAUGCGCGCCCGCUCCAAGGUGUACCACAUCGAGUGUUUCCGCUGCGUGGCUUGCAGCCGUCAGCUCAUCCCCGGCGACGAGUUCGCGCUUCGGGAGGACGGGCUCUUCUGCCGUGCGGACCACGACGUGGUGGAGAGGGCCAGCCUGGGCGCUGGCGAUCCGCUCAGCCCGCUGCACCCGGCGCGGCCGCUGCAAAUGGCAGCCGAGCCCAUCUCUGCCCGGCAGCCGGCCCUGCGGCCCCACGUCCACAAGCAGCCGGAGAAGACCACCCGUGUUCGGACUGUGCUGAACGAGAAGCAGCUGCACACCUUGCGGACCUGCUAUGCCGCCAACCCCCGGCCAGACGCGCUCAUGAAGGAGCAACUGGUGGAGAUGACAGGCCUCAGCCCCCGCGUGAUCCGGGUCUGGUUUCAAAACAAGCGGUGCAAGGACAAGAAGCGGAGCAUCAUGAUGAAGCAGCUCCAGCAGCAGCAGCCCAAUGACAAAACUAAUAUCCAGGGGAUGACAGGAACUCCCAUGGUGGCUGCCAGUCCAGAGAGACAUGAUGGUGGCUUACAGGCAAACCCAGUGGAGGUGCAAAGUUACCAGCCGCCUUGGAAAGUACUGAGUGACUUCGCCUUGCAGAGUGACAUAGAUCAGCCUGCUUUUCAGCAACUGGUGAAUUUUUCAGAAGGAGGACCGGGCUCUAAUUCCACUGGCAGUGAAGUGGCGUCGAUGUCCUCUCAGCUCCCAGAUACACCUAACAGCAUGGUAGCCAGUCCUAUUGAGGCAUGAGGAACAUUCAUUCAGAUGUAUUUUUUUUUUCCCUGUUGGAGAAAGUGGGAAAGUAUAAUGUUGAACUCCGAAACAAAAGUAUUUAACGACCCAGUCAAUGAAAACUGAAUCGAGGAAUGAAUGCUCCAUGAAAUGCACGAAGUCUGUUUUAAUGACAAGGUGAUAUGGUAGCAACACUGUGAAGACAAUCAUGGGAUUUUACUAGAAUUAAACAACAAACAAAACCCAAACCCAACAUACGCUAUCCAAUGACCUUAGGAGUACUGAAAAAAAAAAAAAAAGACGUUUUUAAAACGUAGAGGAUUUAUAUUCAAGGAUCUCAAAAAAAA
Messenger RNA from Hyaena hyaena (striped hyena), 1379 nucleotides. It is a transcript of the gene ISL1, whose product is annotated as ISL LIM homeobox 1. The record is from RefSeq and is a predicted model, not a curated record. Bases 1 to 1050 code for a protein of 349 amino acids. Gene Ontology annotation, biological process: neuron fate specification; positive regulation of transcription by RNA polymerase II; axonogenesis. The transcript is spliced from 6 exons. Gene Ontology annotation, molecular function: DNA-binding transcription factor activity, RNA polymerase II-specific; cis-regulatory region sequence-specific DNA binding. Gene Ontology annotation, cellular component: nucleus. Lineage: Eukaryota; Metazoa; Chordata; Mammalia; Carnivora; Hyaenidae.